GCCAGGCCCCGUCGGGGGAGUCCCCUGCUGUGGGUGCCCAGCUGUGCGAACCCGGAAGGCAGCAGAAGCUCCUGACUCACCACUUCCUGUGCAUCUCCGUCCUCAGGCGCAGGGUCCCGUCCAUCUGCAGAGCACUCAGAGCAGGUGCCAUGACGUCCCUCCUCCCCGCUCUUCUCUGCCUCGGGCUGAGUCUGGGCCAGAGGACGAACACGCAGGCAGGGACCCUCCUCAAACCUGACAUCAGGGCUGAUCCAGGUUCUGUCAUCUCCUGGGGGAGCAGCGUUACCAUCUCCUGUCGGGGGACCCAGGAAGGCAAUGAGUUCUAUCUGUAUAAAGAAGAAAUACAUCAUCAAUGGAGGUCCAUAAACAAGGGCAAGUUCUCCAUCAAUCAAGUGACAGGCAAUGAUGCAGGGAGAUAUUACUGUUACUAUCGCAGCCCCUCUGGCAGGUCAGCGCUCAGUGACACCCUGGAGCUGGUGGUAACAGGAUCCUACAGCAAACCCAGCCUCUCAGCCCUGCCCAGUCCUGUCGUGACCUCAGGAGAGAACGUGACCCUCCAGUGUGGCUCAGGGCAGGGGUUUGACAGGUUCAUUCUGAGAGAGGAAGGAGAACUCAGGCUCUCCUGGACCCUGGACUCACAACGACACAGCACAGGGCAGUACCAGGCCCUGUUCCCUGUGGGCCCCGUGACCCCCAGCCACAGAUGGAUGUUCAGAUGCUAUGGCUUUUACAGGAACACCCCCCAGGUGUGGUCACACCCCAGUGACCCCCUGGAGCUCCUGGUCCCAGGUGUGUCUGGGAAGCCCUCCCUCCUGGCCCAGCAGGGCCCCAUCGUGACCUCUGGACAGAGCCUGACCCUCCAGUGUCGCUCUGAUGUCGGCUAUGACAGAUUCGCUCUGUCCAAGGAGGGGGCACAGGAUCUCCCCCAGAGCCUUGUCCUGCAGCCCCAGGCUGGACUCUCUCAGGCCGACUUCCCCCUGGGUCCUGUGCGCAGCCGCCACGGGGGCCGGUACAGAUGCUACGGUGGACACAACCUCUCCUCCGAGUGGUCGGCCCCCAGUGACCCCCUGGACAUCCUGGUGGCAGGACAGCUCUCUGACAGACCGUCCCUCUCAGUGAAGCCGGGCACCAUGGUGACCUCAGGAGAGAAGGUGACCCUGCUGUGUCAGUCACAGUACCCGAGGGACACUUUCCUUCUGUCCAAGGAGGGGGCAGCCGAUCCCCCCCUGCGUCUUCCAUCAAAGUACCGAGCUCAGCAGUACCAGGCAGAGUUUUCCAUGAGUCCUGUGACCUCCGCCCACGGGGGGACCUACCGAUGCUACAGCUCACUCAGCACCGCCCCCUACCUGCUGUCACACCCCAGUGAGCCCCUGCAGCUCCUGGUCCCAGGUGUAUCUGGGAAGCCCUCCCUCCUGGCCCAGCAGGGCCCCAUCAUGGCCUCUGGACAGAGCCUGACCCUCCAGUGUCGCUCUGAUGUCGGCUAUGACAGAUUCGCUCUGUCCAAGGAGGGGGCACAGGAUCUCCCCCAGAGCCUUGUCCUGCAGCCCCAGGCUGGACUCUCUCAGGCCGACUUCCCCCUGGACACUGUGAGCACCUCCCACGGGGGCCGGUACAGAUGCUACGGUGGACACAACCUCUCCUCUGAGUGGUCGGCCCCCAGUGACCCUCUGGACAUCCUGGUGGCAGGAUGGCUCUAUGACAGACCAUCCCUCUCAGUGAAUCCGGGCACCAUGGUGACCUCAGGAGAGAAGGUGACCCUGCUGUGUCAGUCACAGUACCCGAGGGACACGUUCCUUCUGUCCAAGGAGAGGGCAGCAGAUCCCCCCCUGCGUCUUCCAUCAAAGCGCCGAGCUGAGCAGUACCAGGCAGAGUUCUCCAUGAGUCCUAUGACCUCUGCCCACGUGGGGACCUACCGGUGCUACAGCUCACUCAGCACCUCCCCCUACCUGCUGUCACAGCCCAGUGAGCCCCUGGAGCUGCGGGUCUCAGGGACCCUCCCCAAACUCUCCAUCUAAGCUGAGCCAGUAUCUCUGAUACCCCAAGAGAGCCUUGUGACCAUCUGGUGUCUGGGGACCAGAAAGGCCCAAGAGUACUGUCUGUGUACAGAAAACAAGCAUAUGUGCUAAGAUGGACAGAAACCUCUGUGGCCUAGGGGAUAGGGCCAAGUUCUCCAUAGAAACAAUUAUGCAGAUAAAUAUUACUGUACCCAUCUCAGUCCCACUGUCUGGUCAAAGCUCAGUGACCCCCUGGAACUGGUGGCAACAGGGGUCUACAACAAACCCAGGCUCUCAGCUCUGCCCAGCCCUGUCGUGACCUCAGGAAGAAACGUGACCCUCCAGUGUGGCUCAAGGCAGGGAUUUGGCAGGUUCAUCCUGACUAAGGAAGGAGAACACAGGCUCUCCUGGACCCUGGACUCAAAACAACACACCACAGGACAGUACCAGGCCCUGUUCCCUGUGGGCCCCGUGACCCCCAGCCAGAGGUGGACGUUCAGAUGCUAUGGCUGUUACAGGAACAGCCCCCAGGUGUGGUCACACCCCAGUGACCCCCUGGAGCUCCUGGUCCCAGGUGUGUCUGGGAAGCCCUCCCUCCUGGCCCAGAAGGGCCCCAUCGUGGCCUAUGGACAGAGCCUGACCCUCCAGUGUCGCUCUGAUGUCGGCUAUGACAGAUUCGCUCUGUCCAAGGAGGGGGGACAGGACCUCCCCCCGAGCCUUGUCCUUCAGACCCAGGCUGGGCUUUCUCUGGCCAACUUUACCCUGGACACUGUGCGCAGCUCCCAUGGGGGCCGGUACAGAUGCUUCGGUGGACACAACCUCUCCUCUGAGUGGUCGGCCCCCAGUGACCCCCUGGACAUCCUGGUGGCAGGACAGCUCUUUGACAGACCUUCCCUCUCAGUGAAGCCGGGCACCAUGGUGACUUCAGGAGAGAAGGUGUCCCUGCUGUGUCAGUCACAGUACCUGAGGAACACGUUCCUUCUGUCCAAGGUGGGGGCAGCAGAUCCCCCCCUGCGUCUUCCUUCAAAGUACCGAGCUCAGCAGUACCAGGCAGAGUUCUCCAUGAGUCCUGUGACCUCCGCCGAUGGGGGGACCUUCCGAUGCUACAGCUCACGCAGGACCUCCCCCUACCUGCUGUCACACCCCAGUGAGCCCCUGGAGCUGCGGGUCUCAGGUGAGGAGGGAUGAAUGACAGACCCCAGCAGCUGCCUCGCACACAGUAGGUGCUCAGUAAGACAUCAUUGACUCAUUCACGACAUCACUCACGUCCCAGGUCUCCCAUGGUACCUGUAUGUCUUGAUCGGGGUCUCGGUGGCCUUCGUCCUGCUGCUCGUCCUCCUCUUCCUUCGACACCGACAUCAGGACAAUGGCAAGACACCAGAUGCUGCCAUGAAGGACCCACAGCCUGAGGAGAUCAUGGAGCUGGACUCUCAGAACACGCACUACGAGGACCCCCAGGGAGUGACGUACGCCCAGGUGAAACACCCAAGAUCAAGACUCAGGCAAAGAAUGGACACCUCUCCUUCCUCCCUGCUGGAGGGAUUUUUGGACACGAAGGGCAGACAAGCAGAAGAGGACAGACAGACAGACAAUCAGGCUGCUGCAUCUGAUGCCCCCCAGGAUGUAACCUAUGCCCAGCUGAACCACUUGGCCCUCAGUCAGAAGACAACAAUGCCCCCUUCAUCGCCGGCUGAGGAUCCUCCAGAUGAGACCAGUGUGUAUGCUGUUCUGACCAUCCCCUAG
Molecule: messenger RNA, 3737 nt
Organism: Molossus molossus (Pallas's mastiff bat)
Lineage: Eukaryota; Metazoa; Chordata; Mammalia; Chiroptera; Molossidae
Product: leukocyte immunoglobulin-like receptor subfamily B member 3
Biological process (GO): cytokine-mediated signaling pathway
Molecular function (GO): inhibitory MHC class I receptor activity
Source: RefSeq, a predicted model, not a curated record